AUGGUGUGGAAGAAAAAAGGGAGAUGUAUUGGAGACAAAGAAAGUCGUGCUCUUUGGUUAAAACAUGGCGAUCGAAAUACUAAAUUUUUCCACUUCAAAGCUUCUGCUAGAUGGAAAAAGAAUACAAUUUCGGGGCUGUUUGAUGAUCGUGGGAAGUGGUGCACCUCUGAUGAUGAUCUAGCUGCUGUUGCAAUUAAUUAUGCUACUGAAAACUGUGCAUUACUGGAGCCAUUUACAUGUGAAGAAAUUAAGUCCACUUUAUUCCAAGUUCACCCUCUAACGGCCCCGGGAAAGGAUGGGUUACCGGGUCUUUUUUUCCACAAAAAUUGGGACUUAAUUGAGUCUGAAUUCACUGCUUCCUGCCUUGAUAUUUUGAACCACAAUUUGGAUUGCAGGAAAAUAAAUGAGACUCUUAUUUGCCUCAUUCCAAAGGUGAAGCAACCUACUAAGAUGUCGGAGUUCCGUCCUAUUAGCCUUUGUAAUGUGGUUUAUAAGGUGGUAUCUAAAUGCCUCGCCAAUCGUAUGAAACUAAGUAUGAAUUUAGCAAUCUCAGAAAACCAAAGUGCCUUUAUUGGUGGAAGGAUCAUUCAAGAUAAUGCCAUUCUUGGAUUUGAAAGUCUUCAUUGCAUGAGCAAAGGUCGUUUUGGAAAUAGGGGCAAGAUGGCUUUAAAACUUGAUACGUCUAAGGCGUAUGAUCGAGUAGAAUGGGAUUUCUUGGAAGCGAUGAUGGAGCGUCUGGAUUAUGAGGAUGAAUGGAUUAAGAAAGUUAUGAACUGUGUAAGAUCGGUCUCCUUCUCAGUUAUAUUAAAUGGGUCGAUAAAAGGUCUCUUUCAACCGGGUAGAGGCUUAAGACAAGGAGACCCCCUUUCUCCUUUCUUAUUUCUCCUUUGUUCUGAAGGUCUUUCAUGUCUUAUUCAAGAAGCGGAAAGGCUGGGAAAAUACACGGUUUACGCUUUGGAAGCUUGGAUCACAGGCUUUCCCACCUAUUCUUUGCAGAUGAUAGCCUUGUCUUUCUCGAUGCUACUAUGGAGGAGUGUAAGGCGAUCAAAGAAGUUCGGGAGAGGCAUUCUCAAGGAUAUAGAGAGUAUGAUUGCUCGGUUUCGGUGGGGCUCUACUUCCAAUAAACACAAGCUCCAUUGGGGUAAUUGGAAGAAAUUGUGUAGACUUAAGGAGCAAGGAGGCAUUGGCUUUCAGGAUCUAGAAGAUUUUAACCAAGCAAUGUUGGCUAAGCAAGGCUGGAAGUUGAUGACCGAGCCAGCUUGUUUAAUGACUAGGGUGAUUAAAGCUCUAUAUUUUCCUCAUGGUACCUUUACGGAAGCUAGUUUAGGUCACUACGGGUCUACAGUGUGGCGAAGCAUUGUUUGGGGUAGGGAGAUCUUACUUAAAGGCUCUCGGUGGUGUGUUGGAAACGGUUGUACUAUUCGAAUCAAUGAAGAUGCUUGGCUUCCAAGAGGAAUCCCUUUCUCUCUCCGAUCAAAAGGUAUGCUCCCUGAAGGUACCACUUUAGACAAGUUGAUUAAUGAUGAAGGAAAUUGGAAAGUCAAUGAAGUUUAUAGUUGGUUUCAUAAAGAUGACAUACCUUAG
This is a messenger RNA of Cannabis sativa, 1584 nucleotides long. RefSeq lists its product as uncharacterized. Bases 1 to 1584 code for a protein of 527 amino acids. The transcript has 3 exons. Lineage: Eukaryota; Viridiplantae; Streptophyta; Magnoliopsida; Rosales; Cannabaceae. The record is from RefSeq and is a predicted model, not a curated record.